Gavia stellata (red-throated loon) is the source of this 1668-nucleotide messenger RNA. RefSeq names its product oxidative stress induced growth inhibitor family member 2 (gene OSGIN2). The transcript is spliced from 6 exons. Lineage: Eukaryota; Metazoa; Chordata; Aves; Gaviiformes; Gaviidae. Bases 1 to 1668 code for a protein of 555 amino acids. The record is from RefSeq and is a predicted model, not a curated record.
AUGCCCGUGUGGUGCUGCCGAUGCUCCUUGGCCGGUCACUUCAGAAGUUACAGUGGCCCUGAAGCCGAAGGACAGCUUUUGAAUUCCUUCGUCCAGUAUUUUGGUGACAGCCUUGGGAGGAAGAUUAAAAGAAUGCCUUUAAUUGAAGAAACUGUUCUGCCUGGGGACUCCCUCCUUACUCUGCCUGUAGUAAUAAUAGGAAAUGGGCCCUCAGGAAUUUGUCUUUCUUACCUGCUCUCUGGAUACAGGCCAUAUUUAUCGCCUGAAGCUAUACACCCGAACCCCGUUCUACAUACGAAAUUAGAAGAAGCUCGACAUCUUUCCAUUGUUGAUCAAGAUCUGGAGUACCUGUCUGAAGGCCUCGAAGGACGCUCUUCAAACCCCGUUGCAGUGCUUUUUGAUACACUGCUUCAUCCUGAUGCUGACUUUGGGUAUGACUACCCACCGGUUUUGCACUGGAAGCUAGAACAACAUAAUUAUAUUCCCCAUAUAGUGCUUGGUAAAGGACCCCCUGGUGGGGCUUGGCAUUCCAUGGAAGGCUCUAUGCUAACAAUCAGUUUUGGAGACUGGAUGGAAUUACCUGGCCUCACCUUUAAGGAGUGGGCAGCUAGCAAACGCAGAAAUAUAAAGAGUGAUCGAGUAAUGCCAGAGGAAAUAGCUUGUUAUUAUAAACACUAUGUUAAAGUCAUGGGCCUCCAAAAGAAUUUCAGAGACAAUGUUUAUAUAACAUCAGUAUCCAGGCUUUACCGAGGAAAGGACGAUGAAGAUAGAAGUCGACUAAAUGAAAAUAUUUCAACACAGCAUUUGGAAAUGGAAGAUGGACAGAAAUCAUUGAUUAAGAGAAACUGGGAAGUCAGAGGUUAUCACCGAGCAACGGAUGGUUCUCAUGUGCCCUUCUGCCUCUUCGCUGAGAAUGUGGCUCUUGCCACAGGAACCUUUGAUUCUCCUGGACGACUACAAGUUGAAGGAGAAGACUUUCCUUUCGUGCUUCAUUCCAUGUCUGACUUCGGAGCUGCUAUCAGCAAAGGAAAGUUACGUGGGAAGGCAGACCCUGUGUUAAUUGUGGGUGCUGGACUUACAGCAGCUGAUGCAGUACUGUGUGCCUACAACAACAACAUCCCAGUAAUCCAUGUGUUUCGUAGAAGAGUUACCGAUACAAGUCUAAUUUUCAAACAGUUACCUAAAAAGCUUUACCCUGAAUACCAUAAGGUCUAUCAUAUGAUGUGUACUCAGUCUCAUACUGUGGACUCUAAUCUACAUUCUGCUUACACUAGUUUCCCUGAACACAAUGUACUUUCCUUCAAGCCUGAAAUGAAGUGUGUUCUUCAGAGUGCCUCUGGACUGAAGAAAAUUUUGAAGUUUUCUGUAGCCUUAGUUCUGAUAGGUUCUCACCCAAAUCUGUUCUUUCUAAAGGACCAAGGACAUAGCAUAGGUCAUCACUCUAAUCAGCCCAUCACAUGCAAGGGGAAUCCUAUAGAGAUUGAUCCAUACACUUACGAAUGCACUAAAGAAGCUAACCUCUUUGCUUUAGGUCCUCUGGUGGGAGACAACUUUGUACGGUUUUUAAAAGGAGGUGCAUUGGGCAUUGCACGAUGCUUGGCAAUAAGACAAAAGAAGAAACAUGAAUUGAUUGAAAGUGGAGAUGGAGGAGGUGAUGGGGUACCAUAA